CAAAGGAAAAAUUUAAUUUAAAAUUUUAGAAGAAAUGAAGUUUUCAACAUCCUAGAUAAUGAGCAAUUCAUAAAUCAGAUCAGAAUCACCGUCAUUCUAAAAAAUGUAAGCUUUAGCAGAUAAAUGGACUUAAUUAAAAGCUGGAAUAGAUAGAGAUAAAUUUGAAAAAAAAGAAAUUAUUGAUGCAUCACUUUAAAAGAUUGAUAGUUUAUUAAAUUAUGAUAAAAUAAAGGAUGAGGAUAAGUUUAAAGUAAUUUAUAAACAAUAAUAAUAGACACUCAAAGAAUAAAUUUUAAAACUUAGUGAUCAAAUUAAUAAUGAGAAAUUUGGGAAAGAACAUUAUGUUAGAUAUUAAGAAUAAUUACAAUAAUUUGAAGAAUUAAUUAAUAAAUAAUUAGAUGAAGAAAAAAAUGUAAAUAUAAUUAAUAAAUUAAAAUAGAGUAAAAGAAGAGUAGAAAUGUAGUUAUUAAAAUAAAUAGAAGAUAGAUUUGAUACAGUUCAUGGAAUGCUUGAAAAAAAUAAUUCAAUUUAUUAUGAUAAAUUGAAUAGAUAAAUAGGAGAUGUAAGCAAUUAAUUAAAAGAUCUAAGAUAUACUAUUGAAAAUGAAUAAUAAAAUAGGUAUUAAUUAUAUUAUAUAUAUAUAUUAGAUCUGACUCAUAAACUCAUUUAAUAGAACAAAUGGAUCUAGAAUUAAAUAAGUUUUAGGAAAUGAUGUCUAUAGAAAGAUCUGUAAGAGAAGAAACUGAAAAAAAGAUAUUUUCUAUGAUAGAAGAGGUUCAUUAAAAAAUUUAAUAAGAAAUUUAAGUUGAAAGAUAACAAAAAGAAAAAUCUCAUGAGAGCAUUCUAAAAUUAUUAGAAUAAACUUGUAUCAAAAUAGAUGAAAGCUUUAAUUAAUGA
Paramecium primaurelia is the source of this 897-nucleotide messenger RNA. NCBI's taxonomy places the organism in Eukaryota, Ciliophora, Oligohymenophorea, Peniculida, Parameciidae. The record is from the annotation of a GenBank genome assembly.